AUGGUGCUGAACGCAAUUCUGGUUACGUCAGCACUGAAGGGUGCCGUGGGAACAAGUUUCUGGCUGCUGCCACUUCUACUGGCAGGACUGACGUACUUCCGGUACGACCUGGUUGACCCGGAGAGCAAGCCGAUCGACCGAUACCCGGUGGAUUCGGAGUACGAUUUCGUGGUCGUCGGUGGUGGUUCAGCCGGUGCUGUAGUGGCGAGCCGGUUGUCUGAAGUGCCGGAGUGGAAGGUGCUGCUACUGGAAGCGGGGCCGGACGAAAACGAGAUAACGGACGUUCCUUCCUUAUCGGCCUACUUGCAGCUGACGAAGCUGGACUGGCAGUACAAGACAGAACCGACGGGGAUGGCGUGCUUGGCGAUGAAGGGAGCGCGAUGCAACUGGCCGAGGGGUAAAGUGCUGGGAGGAUCGAGCGUCCUGAACUACAUGCUCUACGUGCGAGGAAAUCGGGAGGAUUACGAGCACUGGGAGGCGCUGGGCAACCCGGGAUGGGGCUACGAGCAAGCUCUGCACUACUUCAAAAAGUCCGAAGACAACAGAAAUCCUUAUCUGGCGAAGAGCCCCUACCAUGGAACCGGGGGCUUGUUGACUGUUCAAGAAGCUCCGUGGCGCACGCCCCUCGUCGUCGCAUUUGUCCAGGCUGGAGUCGAAAUCGGCUACCAGAAUCGAGACAUUAACGGCGAACUUCAGACUGGUUUCAUGAUCGCUCAGGGCACCAUAAGACGCGGGUCAAGGUGCUCAACGGCAAAGGCUUUCCUCAGACCAGUCAGGCUCAGACGGAACAUUCAUACCGCGAUGAACGCACACGUGACUAAAGUCCUGAUAGACCCUUUAACCUUAAGAGCCCUAGGAGUGGAAUUCAUUAGGAACGGUAAACGCCACGUAGUCAGGGCCAGAAAAGAAGUAAUUCUAUCAGCCGGAGCCAUAAACUCUCCGCAGAUUUUAAUGCUCUCCGGAAUCGGACCCAAGGAACACCUUCGGCACAUCGGAGUCCCAGUGCUGAUGGACCUAAAGGUGGGCGACAACCUGCAGGACCACGUUGCGAUGGGAGGUCUGACCUUCCUGGUCGACAAGCCGGUGGCAAUAGUCCAGGACCGGUUCUCCCCGGUUGGAAUGGCGAUGCGAUACCUCGCGGAGGGCGCAGGGCCAAUGACGACCCUGGGGGGAGUAGAAGGCCUGGCCUUCGUUAACACGAAGUUUGCGAACGAGUCCGGGACCUGGCCAGACGUCCAAUUCCAUAUGGCGCCAGCCUCGAUAAACUCGGACGCUGGAGCGCAGGUGAGACGAAUCUUUGGACUGACUGAUAGAGUAUACGACACGGUGUACAAACCGAUAGCUAACAAAGAUGCCUGGACAAUAAUGCCACUGUUGUUGCGGCCGCGGUCCAGAGGGACAGUGCGACUGCGAAGUUCCAACCCUUUUCACAAGCCCAUUAUCAACGCGAACUACUUCUCGGACCCAAGAGACGUCGCGGUGCUCAUCGAGGGAGUCAAGAUCGCCAUGAGGGUCAGCGAGGCGGAGGUUUUCCGGCAGUUUGGCUCUCGAGUUCAUCGUCGGAAGCUCCCCGGGUGUCAGCAUCUAAGGUUCGCGUCUGAUGCUUACUGGGAAUGCCAGAUCAGACACAUUUCCAUGACCAUUUAUCACCCCGUUGGGACAGCUAAAAUGGGACCGAGAAGUGAUCGCAAUGCGGUUGUUGAUCCUGAGCUCAAAGUUCAUGGUGUCAAAGGACUUCGUGUCAUCGAUGCUUCCAUUAUGCCGACAAUAACAAGUGGAAAUACCAAUGCUCCGGUUAUUAUGAUCGCUGAGAAGGGAGCUGAUCUCAUUAAGAGCGACUGGCUCGCUGGCAAUGUUGGGAAAACAUGACCACUCGUCACGAUUUAAGGAAUAGAUUUUCUGAUUGGGGUCGAUGAAGUUUA
This is a messenger RNA of Diprion similis, 1922 nucleotides long. Its product is annotated as glucose dehydrogenase [FAD, quinone]. Gene Ontology annotation, molecular function: flavin adenine dinucleotide binding; oxidoreductase activity, acting on CH-OH group of donors. Bases 1 to 1869 code for a protein of 622 amino acids. The transcript has 3 exons. NCBI's taxonomy places the organism in Eukaryota, Metazoa, Arthropoda, Insecta, Hymenoptera, Diprionidae. The record is from RefSeq and is a predicted model, not a curated record.